GGGAGGCCGUCGGCCGAGAGGGAUGUGGGCGCGGGUGGCGCGGCUGGGCCGUUGGGCUCUGGUGGGCGGGCAUCGAGCCUUCGCCACGGAGGUGUGUCGGGGCGGAGGCCGGGUGACGGCGGAGGUGAUCGCGCACCUGGAGCGACUAGCGCUCGUGGACUUCGGCAGCCGGGAGGCCGUGGCGCGGCUGGAGAAAGCCAUCGCCUUCGCCGAGCGCCUCCACGCGGUGGACACGGAGCGGGUGGAGCCCCUGGAGUCGGUCCUGGAGGACAGAUGUCUGUACUUGAGACCUGACAAUGUGGUGGAAGGCAACUGCGUAGAAGAAAUACUGCAAAACUCCCAUCGGGUUGUAGAGGAGUAUUUUGUGGCCCCGCCAGGUAUGUGCUGCGCCAAGUACUUUAACAGUGAACUAAGACCGGAGGAGGAGUCGUGGUGGUGUGUGAAAGCACUCUGAGAAGCGUGCACUGGACAGGUGCUAAUGGUGCUCAGAGGGCAUAGGCUUCCAACUUGAAGUUCUAGGAAGUUCUGGGGGUGGGACUUACCAGAUCAUGUUCAUACCUUAAACUUAGUGUUA
Erinaceus europaeus (western European hedgehog) is the source of this 574-nucleotide messenger RNA. RefSeq names its product glutamyl-tRNA amidotransferase subunit C (gene GATC). The record is from RefSeq and is a predicted model, not a curated record. Gene Ontology annotation, molecular function: glutaminyl-tRNA synthase (glutamine-hydrolyzing) activity. Gene Ontology annotation, cellular component: mitochondrion; glutamyl-tRNA(Gln) amidotransferase complex. Bases 23 to 454 code for a protein of 143 amino acids. Gene Ontology annotation, biological process: mitochondrial translation; regulation of translational fidelity; glutaminyl-tRNAGln biosynthesis via transamidation. NCBI's taxonomy places the organism in Eukaryota, Metazoa, Chordata, Mammalia, Eulipotyphla, Erinaceidae. The transcript has 3 exons.